This is a messenger RNA of Seriola aureovittata, 3393 nucleotides long. RefSeq names its product abhydrolase domain containing 3, phospholipase (gene abhd3). Gene Ontology annotation, molecular function: monoacylglycerol lipase activity; acetylesterase activity; A2-type glycerophospholipase activity. The record is from RefSeq and is a predicted model, not a curated record. Gene Ontology annotation, biological process: phosphatidylcholine metabolic process; medium-chain fatty acid biosynthetic process; medium-chain fatty acid catabolic process. Lineage: Eukaryota; Metazoa; Chordata; Actinopteri; Carangiformes; Carangidae. Bases 105 to 1343 code for a protein of 412 amino acids. The transcript has 9 exons.
CCCCUUGACUGUCUCCUUCACAGUGCGCUCACAGGCAGAUACAGCUGAAUUUCAACCGAGCUGGCCACUGUCCUUGCAGUACGGGGGAAAACAGGGACCUUGCAAUGAUCUCGCUGGACUUCAAUUUCAACAUUUUGACAAGGGACCUGUCAUAUUAUCUGGAAAAUCAAGUGAAAGUUGGGCUGUUCGGCUCGGGAGUAGGACUGUCUCUGGUGCUGGGCUUUAGCGCAGCGUACACCUGCUACUAUUUGAUUUCAGUAGCGAAGAAGCCACAGCUCAUCUCAGGGGGUAAGAAGUUCUACCAGUUUCUGAGGGAGCAAUGUCCGGUGGUGUCAGAGACCUACUACCCCACCUUUUGGUGCUGGGAGAGCCGCAUCCAGACUCUGCUGAGACCCUUUGUCACAGCCAAACCUGGGGUGGUUUACAGAAAUGAACUUAUUAAGGCAGCAGAUGGAGGACAGAUCUCUUUGGAUUGGUUUGACAACGACGACAGCCUCUCUCAUCCCGACCCCGCCACCAGGCCCACAGUCCUCCUUCUCCCCGGUCUGACCGGCACCAGCCGAGAGUCCUACAUCCUGCACAUGGUCCAACAGAGCCGGGAUCUGGGCUAUAGAUGUGUGGUAUUUAACAACAGAGGGGUUUCCGGUGAAACGCUACUGACCCCGAGGACCUACUGUGCGGCCAACACAGAGGAUCUGGAGACUGUUAUUGAGCACAUCCAGAAGACCAAUGAAGCUGCUCCAAUCAUGGCUGCUGGAGUAUCCAUGGGCGGGAUGAUGCUGGCCAAUUAUUUGGGGCGCAAGGGCCGGGAAACCUGCCUGAAAGGUGUUGUAGUCUUCUCAGCAGGCUGGGACGUAUUUGAGUGCACCGCUUCGCUGGAAAAACCCCUGGACCGUUUCCUCUUCAACUCCUACCUCACCAGCUGCCUACAAGCGUCUGUGCACAGACACAGACCAGUGCUUGAAAAGUGUUACGACAUCGAUCAUGUCAUGAAGGCAAGGACCAUCCGAGAGUUUGAUGAGAGGUUCACCUCCAUAAUGUUUGGUUAUCCCACCAAUGACGACUACUACCAUGACGCCAGUCCUGUCCACAGGCUGAAAUCUGUUCAGGUGCCAAUGCUGUGCCUGAACGCUGCUGAUGAUGUCUUCUCUCCAUCUCAUGCCAUUCCAGUGGAGGCAGUGAAGCAGAAUCCCAACCUGGCCCUGCUUAUUACCUGUCAUGGCGGCCAUAUUGGCUUCCUCGAGGGCCUGUGGCCUCGACAGAGCACUUACAUGGACCGUGUCUUCAAGCAGUUCGCUAAGGCGGUCAUCGAGCAAGGCAGCGGACUCACAGACCUCUCCUGAUAAGAGAACUUAACAAAGUGUUCCUCUACUUUUACUUCCUCUCUCCUUUUUCUUUCUUCUUUCUUUCCUUUUAUCUACGCCGUCCAUCCUUCCAUCCUUUAUUCCUUCCAUUUCUAAUUCCUUCCUUCCUUCCAUCCUUCGACCCUUUUCCCUCUUUUCAUCCUUCAUCUUUUUCAUUCGCCCUCCAUCCCUCCUUACCGCAUUCCAUCCGUCGUUUAUUCCCUCCCUCUCUACCUAAUCCCAUUCUGCCUUUUCCUUCCUUCCAUUCACCUUCUUUUAUCUUUGCUCUCCAUCCUUCCGUCCCAUUCUUCCUCCACAAGCAAAAAACAAUAAUUCUUUCUCAUCUGAAAGGCACAUCUUAUUGAAUGCAGAAUUUGUGUUGCAUUCAACAUCCAUUUAUUCAUUCCAUUGUUAACAAGUCAUUGUAUGUAGUCAUGCUCUCAAUGGCAUGCUUAUUAAAAAACAAGCAUAGCUGUUCUUGUCACUGUUGAGAAGCUGAAUCUUUGCCCAUCUGGUUUAGUUGCAUUAGCUAGCUAAAAAAAAAAUUCAGCGAUUACCUUGUGCAAUCAUAAUUUUAAAGUACUGUACAUGAAAAUCCAAUCAUCUUUAUUCUUGAAACGUCCUUUAGUUCAGUUAUCAGUAGGAUUUUAUCCCUCAGGGAUUUUCUUUAUUGACUCAUAUUUCUUUCUUUCCUGUAUUUUAUAGUUUUGUCAGUCAUUCUCCAUCAGUUUGUAUUUUCUUCAUUUAAAAGUUGAUGUUUCUUAUCAGUUGACAAAAAGUAGUAUUUUUUUUUCUUUAAAGGAAUAGUUUUACAUUUUUGUGACCUACACCUUGUUUAUUUUCUUGCUGAAAAUUAGAUGAGAAGAUUGAUACUGCUUUCAUGUGUCAGCCAGCUAAGCUAAGCACAUUAGCACAUUAGCUCAGCUUAGCAUAAAGACAGGAACCAGGGAGAAACAGCUAGCUUGUCUUUGUCCAAAGGUAAAAAGAAAAGAAAUUCCUACCAGUAGGUGGGUUUUGUUACUGUUGGACCCAGCUAGCUGUUGCUCACUGUUUCCUGUCUUUAUGCUAAACUAAGCUAAGCUAAACAGAUGCUUCAUAUAGACAGGAGAGGGGUAUCAAUCUUCCCAUUUAACUCUUUGCAAGAAAGCACAUUUCCCAAAAUUAUUUCUUUCCUUAACCUCCUUCUGCAUGCACUUUUAUUUUCGCACAUUCUACCUUUACGCACACCAAAUAGUUCUACAAAUGUAUAAUAUGGAGAAUAAUUCAUUAAUGACAAGGAAUGUGAAAUUGCACUAUUUUAGUUGAAACUACCAUGCCUCUAAUUCCUUAAUGCAAGGCACUUCAUUUCAUUCGAUAUAUGAAAGUAUUUCCCAAAGGCUGAACAUAGAAGUAUAUGAAUUCCAUGAGGUUUUCUAUGUGAAAAUGUUGGUGGAUAGAUCUGUUAGUAAGUCUUAGGGUGCUAGAUACAGCGGUGUGAAUGAAGUAAUGCACAUAGGAAGACAGAUAGUGUAUAUGUUGGCUGUUCAAAGUGGUGGAUGUUGCUUUACGAGAUGCGUAGUAUCGUUAAUGGGACCUGGCUGUCAGUCUUUUUUUUUUUUUUUCUUUUUGUUUUGCCAACAAUGAUCAAGCGGCUGGCUACCGUGUAUGAGUUGGCGUCGAUGAAACAAGCAGAUCUGACUGGCGGCCAGGUUUUCAGUAAUGCACUGCAUGAGGGAUUUUUGGACUUCCUGUUCCUGUGGAAUUUUGGUGUCUGUUUGUUCUGCCAAGUGUCCAUUGAGUAGCAUGUGUCUCAUCAGCGUCAUCAUGUCCUGAACCUUAACAUCACCUCGUAAUCUGUAGCACAAAGGACAUGUUUGUGUUUUUUUGUUUUUUUUCAUAGGAUGCUGCAUUUCAUUUUGUACACUACUUAAAAAAGAAAAAAUGUGCAGCAAUAAAAUUUUAAAUUAAAGAAGUGUCUCUAUAGUAUAAGUACUAGUAUAUGCACAUUAUCAACAUGAGUGUAAUAUGCUGUAUUUAAUAAAUUAUUAAACAGAAUCUAGGUGCAUGUGUC